This is a messenger RNA of Ictalurus furcatus (blue catfish), 3603 nucleotides long. RefSeq lists its product as uncharacterized. Gene Ontology annotation, biological process: positive regulation of transcription by RNA polymerase II. The coding region runs from base 19 to 3222 and encodes 1067 amino acids. The transcript has 12 exons. Gene Ontology annotation, cellular component: nucleus. The record is from RefSeq and is a predicted model, not a curated record. Gene Ontology annotation, molecular function: RNA binding; transcription factor binding. NCBI's taxonomy places the organism in Eukaryota, Metazoa, Chordata, Actinopteri, Siluriformes, Ictaluridae.
GGGUGGGCAAAUUUCAAGAUGGCGGCGCCGCAUUGCUACAGACGGAGGAAUUUAAACACCGGUUUCACCGAAUUCGUAACACCAGAAGCUUUCCCAGACUCUCAGGUUGGAUCUCCAAAAAGCCAUACUCUUGAAUUUGAUGAUGGUGCUUUGGGAUGUACUUCAAGCACCUUUCAUAGCAGCCUGGAACCUUCCAUUUUAUCCAUCUUUGAGGAUUCAUCUGCUGAAGAGGCAAAGAUCCAGAUAGAUGAGGAAAGUGAAGCAUCGCUGCUAUCUGCUUUCUCUGAGAUGCUGGACAGCGUAAUCGAAGACACCCUGUCCCCUUUUGACACACUUCCUGACUCGAAACUUUUUAUGGGUCAAAGGUGUCAGGACUCCAGAGUGAGGUUGCAUGGUCUGGACAGAGAAGCAGCUCCUCGGGUCACUAGAUCCUUCACACCCUCGAAUUCAAAAGCAGAGGGCCUUCAUUCAGACAGGCAGUUGAGACCAAGGGUCCAUCGCAGGACCCAAACUGCCACCGUACAGAGAAGUGAUGGUGAGGAGGAGGACCUCAGUGAGACCAGGAGACGCCCUGUGAGAACCUUCCGCAUUGAGUCUGACCCAGAAAUGUAUGAGGACGAGCAACAGGACGGAUUCGUAACUGUAUCACUGGUGGACCUGGUCAAACACAUGCAUCCAUACAGCCUCAGAGUAGCCGUUGAUAAAAAAGAAAGUCUCAGGGAUGUUGAGGAGCUUCAGGAGGAGGAUGUGUUUGUGGAUGUUGUGGGUGAUGACGACACACAGGAGACAUCUUUGGGCAUGCCUGUGGCCAGCACACUGAGCAAUACCUCUGAUCUGGGUUCAGAGCAGAUAGUUCCCCAUGCACAAAGUCCUACAGUACACAGUGCUGUUCAUAACUCCAAGGUGUGUCAGGAGGACAUGCUGAAGAUGUGCUUGCCCAACUCUGGGGAACAAAAGGAGGAGGAUACCGCUCAGAGAGUCCUUGCUAAGGCGGGUAGUUCUGGGAGAAUGAAGAAGAAGGUGAGAUUUGCCCCUGAUUUAGCAUCUAUUCAUAUGUACCAGGUUGAAGAUGAAGCAUACGAAUGUGAUGUCCUAGAUGCCUCAACUUCAGCAGACCACACAGGUGACCUCCAAAUGGCAGAUUGUGAUUCCCAAACCUCAGCUUUAAGUGGGAACUUGACCGAAGUAGCAAAGGAGCCACCAUCUCAAAAUGGCAACGCAAAACUCAAAACGCUCAGCCUUCAGGAAUACCGUCUUCUCCGACAGAAGAAGCUCCCAAAGGAAGAGAGAAAAACAGACUACAGAACCAAGUGGCCUUCAGUACCCGAGACCCCUAAAGAGCUCCCUCCCAUUCCUUGUAUACCAGGUUACAACUCAUCUCAGGUUAACGUUCAAAAUCCAUCUUCUAACGCAGAGACCUCAACUCUAGGAGCUGUGGCCAAGUCUAGAAGAAACCUUCACCUGCCCGUGAAAUCCCUCUCAAAAGAAAACGCAUUAAUCAGAAAGCCUGUGCAAGCUGUCGACCCACCAAACCCUGUCACUGUGUCCCUUCAGCCACAUGCAAAGAUCUUACCACCUCUAUCUGAGGAGCAAAAGGUUAUGCAACAGGAAAUUGGCCAGUCCCAGGCAAUCCAGACAAAUCUGAACCAUCCUGCAGCAGUGCAGGACUCAGACAUUCGGAAACAGCCCAGUUCUGUCGCUCAAGUACAGCCGUCGAUGGUUUCACCUGAGGAUUCCCAAAGUGCUAAAGUUAAGCAAACAAAGUGUUCCCUAACAAUUUCUGGCAUUGUUAAAACCAACAUUGCUGCUACAUCCUCACCUGUGUCAGUUAUACCAGUGCAAGGGUCUCAGGAAAGUCUGCCUCUAGUGCAGAUACCAGUGAGCAACCAGUCUGCAGAGGAGAAACGACAAGAAUCUACUGGGGAAAUAGGAAUAGAGGCUACUGAUGUAACCAGUCUUCUGGAGCAAUUUGAGACACAGGGAUUCACUCCUCCUGCAACUCCUCCCCAUCAGAUCUGGAAGCCCUUAACACCAACUCUGAAAGCAAAGCAACACGAAGCCACUAAACCAUCUCCCAGCAAAACCAUCCAAAUCAUUGAGCCUAAGCCACUGCCCCCCAGUAAGAUUCAGUCAAAGCCCCAACCUACAUCCUCCAUCCCUGCCCCGAGUCUGUUUCUAGCAUUUAUAGACCAUGACUACUGUGCCACUCAGGACUUCAAACUCGGCAAGAAGAGAGCACUUUCUGAUGUUUAUAUGCACAACAGAUCUAAAGAAUCAAGGAAUCAUUUGAGCCAUAUGCCCAUGGAUAACAGGACUUGCUGUGUGGGUGAGCGUCUCUCUGGCUCUGUUCUGCUGUCCCCAGACAGCUCCCCCUGCAGAUUGGAGGCCAGAAGCAUGGGUGAAUAUAUGGAAGCAGAAGCAGUUAGGCGUUCGCGCUAUUCAUGUUCCCUGAGUCCUCCAGCCAGAGGAAGGGUAAGGAGGAGGCAUUACCGUGGGAGGUAUCAUCAUUCUGACUCCAGUUCAAUGUCCUCUUCCCGUUCUCCUUCCUGCUCUUCUUCGGCUUCAUCAUGUUCACCACCCAGAAAGAGGUACAGAUCACGGCACUCGGCGAGCAGCUCAAGCUCCUCGUCCCGCUCCAGUUCACAGUCACUCUCCCCCUCUCCGAUCCGAGGACAGCGACGCUGCUACCGUCGAUCACAAUCCAGAUCCUUCAGCCGCUCGCGAUCCCGCUCCCACUCUCCACAACCAGACUGGAGGCAGAAGUGGAGCAGAUGGAAGAGGCAGAGGGAAUACUAUCAUCCGAGUCAAGGAGAAGAUGCUUUCAUGGCGGCCAAGCAGAAAGCUAUUGAAGAACGCAGGGUGGUGUAUGUGGGAAGAAUACGUGGCACGAUGACCGAGGAUGAGCUCAGGGAGCGCUUUGCACUGUUUGGGAAGAUUGAGGAUUGCACCGUCCACUUCAGGAGUCGUGGCGACAACUAUGGAUUUGUUACAUAUUACAACACAGACGAUGCAUUUGCUGCCAUUGAGAAGGGGACAAAGUUGAGGCAGCCGGAUGAGCUCCCAUUCGAUAUUUGCUUCGGUGGGAGACGACAGUUCUGCCAGUCAAACUACAUGGAUUUAGAUUCUAACCGUGACAUGGACCCAGCCUCAGGAAGGAGCAAGGAUAACACACUCGACUUUGACACUCUGCUGAAGCAAGCCCAGCGAGGGCUAAAGACGUAGCACAGUCCUCCAGGACGAUGUAGGGAUGGACUGAAGGGUUGAAAAAUAAAUAUGGAGCAUGUUCGACACAAACCAAGCAAUUACCUCAGAACUCCCAAAGAGCUUGCACUUAUACUUACACUAAAUAUAACUUAAUAUGUAGCAUUCAUAUUUGACAUUGAAGUAAAAAAAAACCUUCUGUUGAAGUGCAUAUAAUGGAGAAAAAAAUUUAAGUAUAUAAAAACAGAAAAGCAUUAAAGGAUAUUAAAAAAAAAAAAGCAUCAGAAUUUAAGUGUUUUCGAUAAUGGCCGUAUCAUUACGAAGUCAUUUUUUUCUAAGUUGGAAUGAAAAAAGGUGGCUGUUUUUAUGUUGAAUAAAAAAAUAAAGAAUGCUUGAACAUCA